This is a messenger RNA of Melospiza georgiana, 1227 nucleotides long. It is a transcript of the gene IHH, whose product is annotated as Indian hedgehog signaling molecule. The record is from RefSeq and is a predicted model, not a curated record. The coding region runs from base 1 to 1227 and encodes 408 amino acids. Gene Ontology annotation, biological process: cell fate specification; smoothened signaling pathway; multicellular organism development. Gene Ontology annotation, molecular function: patched binding; calcium ion binding. The transcript has 3 exons. Lineage: Eukaryota; Metazoa; Chordata; Aves; Passeriformes; Passerellidae.
AUGAAGCCGGCGCGGCUGCUGCUGCUGCUGAGCGGGUGCGCGCUGCUGCUGGCGCCGGCCGUGCGCGGCUGCGGGCCGGGCAGGGUGGUGGGCAGCCGCCGCCGCCCGCCCCGCAAGCUCAUCCCGCUCGCCUACAAGCAGUUCAGCCCCAACGUCCCCGAGAAGACGCUGGGGGCGAGCGGCCGCUACGAGGGCAAGAUCGCGCGUAACUCGGAGCGCUUCAAGGAGCUGACGCCCAACUACAACCCCGACAUCAUCUUCAAGGACGAGGAGAACACUGGCGCCGACCGGCUCAUGACCCAGCGCUGCAAGGACCGCCUGAACUCGCUGGCCAUCUCUGUCAUGAAUCAGUGGCCAGGGGUGAAGCUGAGAGUGACCGAGGGCUGGGAUGAGGACGGGCACCACUCGGAAGAGUCGCUGCAUUACGAGGGCCGGGCUGUGGACAUCACAACCUCGGACAGGGACCGCAACAAGUACGGCAUGCUGGCUCGCCUGGCCGUGGAGGCUGGCUUCGACUGGGUCUACUACGAGUCCAAGGCACACAUCCACUGCUCUGUCAAGUCAGAGCACUCAGCCGCUGCCAAGACGGGGGGCUGCUUUCCCGGGCGGGCCCUGGCGACGCUGGAGGACGGUGCCCAGACGCCUCUGUGGGCACUGCGCCCGGGCCAGCGAGUGCUGGCGAUGGACGGGGCGGGCAGGCCCACCUACAGUGACUUCUUGGCUUUCCUGGACAAGGAGCCCCGUGCCCUCACCACCUUCCUCGUCAUCGAGACCCAGGAGCCGCCGCGGCGCCUGGUGCUGACGCCCACCCACCUGCUCUUCGUGGCGGAGAACGCCUCGGCGCCCGCCGCCCGCUUCCGCCCCAUCUUCGCCAGCCGCGUGCGGCCGGGACACUUCGUGCUGGUGGCGGCCGGGGGGGGCAGCCUGCAGCCCGCUGAGGUGCUGCGGGUGCGGCACCGCAGGGACGUGGGAGCCUACGCCCCGCUGACGCGCCACGGGACGCUGGUGGUGGACGGCGUGGUGGCCUCGUGCUUCGCUCUGGUGCAGGAGCAGCAGCUGGCACAGCUGGCCUUCUGGCCGCUCCGGCUCUACCACAGCCUGCUGGGGUGGCCAGGGGAGCAGGGGGAUGGUGUGCACUGGUACUCAGGGCUGCUCUACCGCCUGGGCAGGCUGCUCCUGCCCCCUGACAGCUUCCACCCACUGGGGGUAUCCCAGGCGGAGAGCUGA